AUGAAAGAUUUAAGUGAGACAUCUAGUAUACACGAGAAUAUUUUACAAAAAAUAUUGCCGAAUUAUGUGUGUGGUACAAAUGUUGACAUUUGUUCUACGUGUAAAGCGGCUUUAAGCAAAGAAAAAGUACCUUUAAUGGCGACAUACAACGGUUUUUCAUACCCAAUAAUUCCAUACGAUCUGCCAACAUUAAAUCUUGUUAUGUUAAUUUUACGGCUAUGGGUAAUAGUCUGA
Messenger RNA from Pieris macdunnoughi, 234 nucleotides. The record is from the annotation of a GenBank genome assembly. NCBI's taxonomy places the organism in Eukaryota, Metazoa, Arthropoda, Insecta, Lepidoptera, Pieridae.